UGGGGGAGGGGGGUUUCUUGAGCGCGUAAGAAAGGCAGCUGCGUUCGGGCAACGAGCGAUCAUGGGGGGCUACCCUUGGCUGUGGGUCCUCCUCCUGUCCGGCUGGUCCCGGCUCCCAGCCCCGGCGGGCGCUUCGCCCAAAAUCGUCAACAUCGGGGCGGUUUUGAGCACCAAGAAGACCGAGGGCAUCUUCAAGGAAGCCGUGGCUCAAGCCAACCGCAAGUACGGCACCUGGAAGAUCCAGCUGAACGCCACUGCUGUCACCCACAAGCCCAACGCCAUCCAGAUGGCUCUGUCUGUCUGUGAAGAUCUCAUCAGUAGCCAGGUCUAUGCAAUAUUAGUGAGUCAUCCGCCUGGGCAGAAUGACCAAUUGACUCCGACGCCUGUGUCUUACACCGCUGGCUUCUACCGGAUCCCUGUAAUUGGUCUGACAACAAGGAUGUCCAUCUAUUCUGACAAGAGUAUCCACCUCUCCUUCCUCCGCACCGUCCCACCGUACUCCCACCAGGCGCAGGUUUGGUUCGAAAUGAUGCGAAUCUUCAAAUGGGGCCACAUUAUCCUGAUCGUCAGCAACGACCACGAGGGGCGGGCAGCGCAGAAGAAGCUGGAGACGCUGCUGGAGGAGAGGGAGUCAAAGAAUAAAAAAAGGAACUUUGAAAAGACCGAUCAACAUUCGUAUGACAGCAGGCGAGGACCAAAGGCUGAGAAAGUUCUGCAGUUUGAACCUGGGACCGCAAACAUGACUUCAAUACUGAUGGAAGCCAGAGAACUGGAGGCACGAGUGAUCGUUCUGUCAGCCAAUGAAGACGACGCUGUGACGAUGUACAAGACAGCAACGAUCCUCAACAUGACGGGGCCUGGCUACGUCUGGCUUGUGGGAGAGAGAGAAAUAUCAGGGAGGGCCAUGCAGCAUGUCCCCGAAGGGGUGAUCGGGCUGCAGCUCAUCAAUGGGAAGAACGAGUCGGCUCACAUCAACGAUGCAGUGGGCAUUGUGGCCCAAUCCAUCCAUGAGCUCUUUGUGAAAGAAAACAUCACCGACCCUCCCAGAGGCUGCGUGGGCAACACUAACAUCUGGAAAACCGGGCCCCUCUUCAAAAGGGUCCUGCUGUCCUCCAAGUAUCCCAAUGGGUUCACAGGCCAAGUGGAGUUCAAUGAUGAAGGAGAUCGGAAGUUUUCCAACUACAGCAUCGUGAACGUGCAGAAAGGGAAGCUGGUGACAAUCGGAGUUUAUAAUGGCACAAAGAUUCUGGUGAAUGAUAAGAAGAUAAUCUGGCCAGGCGGGGAACUCAACGCACCCAGGGGCUUUCAGAUGUCAACUAGAUUAAAGAUCGUCAGCAUUCAUCAAGAGCCCUUUGUGUAUGUCAAGCCGACAAUGCCGGAUGGGACUUGUAAAGAAGAAUUCAUGAUGAACGGAGAGAUCAUUAAAAAGGUGAUCUGUAUUGGACCCAAUGCCACAGUGACCGGUCCAUUAGCAGGUCGCCCCAUUAUCCCUCAAUGUUGCUAUGGGUUUUGUGUUGAUUUGCUCGUCAAACUUGCCAGCACUACCACACUCAACUUUACCUACGAGGUUCAUCUUGUCCAUGAUGGAAAGUUUGGGACGCAAGAACGGGUGAAUAACAGCAAUAAGAAGGAGUGGAAUGGGAUGAUGGGAGAGCUGCUGGGAGGACAUGCUGACAUGAUCGUUGCUCCUCUAACUAUCAACAAUGAACGAGCUCAGUAUAUCGAAUUCUCCAAGCCUUUCAAAUACCAGGGACUCACCAUUCUAGUGAAAAAGGAAAUUCCCCGGAGCACCUUGGACUCGUUCAUGCAGCCUUUUCAGAGUACGCUCUGGCUCCUGGUCGGUCUCUCUGUGCACGUGGUGGCAGUGAUGUUGUAUCUGCUGGACAGGUUCAGUCCUUUCGGGCGUUUUAAAGUGAACAGUGAAGAAGAGGAAGAAGAUGCAUUGACUCUGUCUUCAGCCAUGUGGUUCUCUUGGGGGGUGCUGCUGAAUUCCGGAAUCGGAGAAGGGGCUCCGAGGAGUUUUUCUGCCCGUAUCCUGGGCAUGGUGUGGGCUGGCUUUGCUAUGAUUAUUGUGGCCUCAUACACUGCUAACCUGGCCGCUUUCCUGGUGCUGGACAGACCUGAAGAGCGCAUCACAGGAAUCAACGACCCCAGGCUUCGAAAUCCCUCGGAUAAAUUCAUCUAUGCCACAGUGAAGCAGAGCUCUGUGGAUAUCUACUUCCGUCGGCAGGUGGAGCUGAGCACCAUGUACCGACACAUGGAGAAGCACAACUACGAGAGUGCGGCUGAGGCUAUCCAGGCUGUGCGCGAUGGGAAACUGCACGCGUUUAUCUGGGACUCGGCGGUGCUGGAGUUUGAGGCAUCGCAGAAGUGUGACCUGGUGACCACAGGCGAGCUGUUCUUCCGAUCAGGUUUUGGGAUUGGAAUGAGGAAGGACAGUCCAUGGAAGCAGGCUGUGUCGCUUGCUAUACUGAGUUUCCAUGAGAACGGUUUUAUGGAAGACUUGGAUAAGAACUGGGUCAGAUACCAGGAGUGUGACUUCCGCAGCAAUGCCCCAGCAACUCUCACAUUUGAGAACAUGGCAGGUGUCUUCAUGUUGGUGGCUGGAGGAAUAGUUGCAGGAAUAUUCCUAAUAUUCAUAGAGAUCGCUUACAAGCGCCACAAAGACGCCCGGAGGAAACAGAUGCAGCUCGCCUUUGCUGCCGUCAACGUCUGGAGAAAGAACUUGCAGGAUAGAAAAAAUGGUAGAGCAGAGCCUGACCCUAAAACGAAAGCAUCUUUUAGAUCGCUCACUUCAACACUGACCUCCAGCUUCAAGAGACGUAGGUCUUCCAAAGACACGCAGUAUCACCCUACUGAUAUAAGUGGGCAGCUGAACCUUUCAGACCCUUCGGUUAGCACAGUGGUGUGAUUUUGCCCAAAACACUGAUGUCUAAACUCCAGAAAGAUAUUUAAAAAAUGCAAGAUUAAUUGUGCAACAAGAGCAAGCCCUUAGAACACCAGCAAUUGCAAGAGUGAAAGAGAGGACUGUAUAAAUCUACUGACAUUGGAAAUGCAACNAAAAAACAUCAGUAGUAGUUGUUCAGUGAACUUUCAGUGUUAAAGGUACUCACCCAAACCAUCAGUGUUAUUCACCCAUCAUCAGUCAUAAAGAAAAUCUAGUGUUAGUUUCUCACCAAAUAAACAGUGUUAUAAGUUGCCCAUCAUACCAUUAGGGGUUUUUAGAUGGCAGUGAUUUUUCACGCUGCCCUUUCAUUUCUGGUCACUUCUGGUUUUCGAAUCCAAUCCAAACUCCAAUGGAAUGUUGAACAUAUUGGUCUUAAGGGAAAUUAGUUUGAAUAGUCUCAACCCAGUUCCUCUUAUUCACGGAACUGGACUCACGGCACAAACGCAUCCAACAUUUCAAUUUAAAUUGGCAAUGUCAUUCAGAGUGACCAGAGACAGCUGUGUGGGAAAUGGAAACAUUUACUGUGCCAAUUAGUUAGUGCUCUUCUGAGGAACGCUGUUGGAUUAGUUACUGAAUACCUGUGAUUUUCAUGCCAAAUCUUUUAAUAUAUAUCAAAACAUAGAAUCAUUUGUUGCAUUGAUGUCACAGUUUAUCAUCAUAAACACAGAAUCAUUUAUUUAUGCAUUGACGUCACUGAUUACCUGUGUCCAACCCUCUCUGUAAGGCUUGUAAGACUUAUCCUAGAUAAUAGUGUGUAUACAAGCAAAUAAAGUUGCCAAACUCCAGUCACUUCCCAAAUGUAGGGUGCCAUUGUACAUAGAGACAGUUUAUUCAGCAUAUGAUCUAACAAAUAUACACAACUGUGUAUUCACAAUGGCAUAACGUGUUUCAGAGUCACUCUGGAGUGUCUGUGUGCUGCUAAUAUAACUUGGAUUGCUGGAUUGACGAGGAAUUGUUAAUAUGCAUCAGGCAUAUCAAUGUAACAAGGACAUUACUGUGUACUUGGGCGUGUUCUGGACCUGACAUUGGGUUCUCAUAAUGGAAAAUUUAAUUCUCCAACUAGAACAUCCCUCAGCUGGAGAAGCACAACACCUCACCAAAACAAUUGAAGGGACAAAUUGUGUAUUCACCAGUGUUAAUUCAUCAGCAAUCUAUCAAUAUUGAUGCUGAUCACCAAUCAGUGUUAAAGUUACUUGCCAAACCUUUGGUUAAUUUACUUACUAUCUCUGCCAGCUCACAAGUUAUACAGCAAAUCUCAGCAAGAGCAACUCACUUAAAAUCCCUCUUCCGUUGUUAAGUAAACUUUUCCCUGUUAACCUUUUUAAUUAAUAAUUUAUUCUGACAGCCCCUAUUUUACAAAGGAACAGGAUCUGUACAGAUUAUUACUGCUAUUUUUAUUAAUAUUAUUAUUUGAGAGUUCAAGCCAUUCCACCUCAUCUCUACAGCGCUUGAUAAUCUUGGAGAAUCUAUUUCUUAUUCACAUAUCUUCACUGAUCUUCAAGUUACUGAGUAUAUAUACUGUGUCUGGCAUUUAUGUGAAAUCUGCAGUGCACUGUGUAAUACUACUGAUAGUAUGAUUUGCAUUGAUUUGUUUGUAGUGUCUCACUGUUGGCAAUACUAUUCCCUUACCCAAUGGAACAAAUUAUCCUUCAAUAUCUGAAUUCCUCUUAAUAUCUUAGAUUAUCUUUAAACUCUCAAUGAAUGAGAUGGGAAACUAUUGGUAACAAUAGAUUCUCUUCACACUAUCUUUUGUCUCAUAGAAUCAAAAGAAUUUUACAGCACAGAAGG
Messenger RNA from Callorhinchus milii (elephant shark), 4735 nucleotides. RefSeq names its product glutamate receptor, ionotropic, N-methyl D-aspartate 1a (gene grin1a). The record is from RefSeq and is a predicted model, not a curated record. Lineage: Eukaryota; Metazoa; Chordata; Chondrichthyes; Chimaeriformes; Callorhinchidae. The transcript is spliced from 21 exons. Gene Ontology annotation, molecular function: NMDA glutamate receptor activity. Gene Ontology annotation, biological process: chemical synaptic transmission; regulation of membrane potential; monoatomic ion transport. The coding region runs from base 62 to 2911 and encodes 949 amino acids. Gene Ontology annotation, cellular component: NMDA selective glutamate receptor complex; neuron projection; synapse.